Molecule: messenger RNA, 3123 nt
Organism: Exophiala spinifera
Lineage: Eukaryota; Fungi; Ascomycota; Eurotiomycetes; Chaetothyriales; Herpotrichiellaceae
Exons: 2
Coding region: 1-3123 (1040 amino acids)
Biological process (GO): calcium ion transmembrane transport; manganese ion transport; intracellular calcium ion homeostasis
Cellular component (GO): plasma membrane; endoplasmic reticulum; Golgi membrane
Molecular function (GO): ATP hydrolysis activity; ATP binding; P-type calcium transporter activity
Source: RefSeq, a predicted model, not a curated record
AUGUCAAAACCAUCAGCUUCUGCACUACCUGUCUUCAAUGCAGAAGCCACUCCCAUCAGUCGACAACGCAGCCCAGCACGAGCUCCGGGUUCGUCCUCGAUAACCUCCGUCUACUCUCUGCUCGGUCCUCAGGACACUGCGGACCGCCUACAGACGUCCCUCACCCAAGGCCUGUUACAAAGCGAGGCGCAUGCGAGACUCGGAAAAGAUGGGCCGAAUGAGCUGCCACACGAAGAGGAGGAACCUUUAUGGCUGAGAUUUUUGAAACAGUUCAAGGAGACCUUGAUCCUUCUCUUACUCGGUUCGGCUGCCAUUUCACUCUUCAUUGGUAACAAGGACGACGCUGUCAGCAUUGCGCUCGCAGUCACCAUCGUUGUCACCGUCGGGUUUGUGCAAGAAUACCGGUCAGAGAAGUCUCUGGAGGCGUUGAAUCGAUUGGUGCCGCACUAUGCCCAUGUGAGACGUACUGCGACCCCUUCUGGAGCACCGCUGGGGAGUGACGCUGAAGAAGGGGACAUCGAACUGGAACCGUUGGCGAACGGAACACCCAAAGCCACAAAGACAAUACCUGCUUCCCAGCUUGUCGUUGGUGAUCUAGUUCUGUUUCAUACUGGCGAUCGAAUACCUGCUGAUAUCCGAAUCACCUUUUCCUCAGAUCUCACCAUCGACGAAGCCAAUUUGACCGGCGAAAAUGAGCCUGUCGAGAAGCACGCAGCUGCGCUUGAGAGGCUGGCUCCAGUGUUUCAGCACCAUGGUACACCGGAGCCUUUCAAUGCAGCUGGUACUGUGGGGGCGGAUGUUCGCUUGAACGAGCAGCACAACAUCGCCUUCAUGGGCACCUUGGUCCGGUCCGGGUAUGGUGAAGGCAUAGUCAUUGCGACCGGUGGAUCAACUGAGUUUGGGACAAUUUCCUUGUCAUUGCAGGAGAUCGAAGCCCCUCGAACACCACUUCAACAUUCAAUGGAUCUUCUCGGAAAGCAGCUGAGCUAUAUGUCAUUUGUGGUCAUUGGAAUAAUUAUGGUCAUUGGACUGCUUCAGGGGAAGAAGCCGCUGGAUCUGUUUACGAUCGGUGUGUCUUUAGCUGUAGCUGCCAUACCGGAAGGUCUUCCUAUUAUCGUCACGGUGACAUUGGCCCUAGGAGUGUUGCGCAUGGCCAAGAGGGGGGCCAUUGUACGAAAGUUGCCGAGUGUUGAGACUCUCGGUUCAGUGAAUGUUGUCUGCAGCGACAAGACUGGCACAUUGACACUAAACCACAUGACUGUGACCAAGCUAUGGCAUUUUGACGCUUCUCAACCUUUCGCGGUGGACACCUCGGUGCAGCCCUCUGCGGCUAUCAGGGCGGUUCUUCGAAUAGGCAAUAUUGCUAACCAUGGGCGCUUGUCUCAUAACAACCCAGGAACUCCAGCAUCGGCCGCGGUACUGUCUUCCACCAGAGACCUAUCAGCCACAAACACCAAAAGCAGAUGGCUUGGUCAACCCACGGACAUUGCUAUGCUCGACCUAUUGGAUACAUUUGGGGAGGAUGAUAUCCGUGACCAGAUAGGUCAGAGAACGAGUGAAACGCCCUUCAGUUCGGAACGCAAAUGGAUGGGUGUUGUCAUCGCCAGUGCGCUUGACGAGCUGACCAACGGUGUUGGAGGCGGAAAUGAGACGGCAUUCAUAAAAGGGUCCCUCGAGCAAGUCCUCAGUCGUUCAGACACUUACUUGACAAAGGAUGGGCAAGAAGUAAUUCUUGACGAGAACCGUCGACGCAUGGCCACCGAAGCUGCCCGGGCCAUGGCCGAAGAAGGGCUCCGCGUCAUUGCAUUUGCGAGUGGCGCCAUCAGAAGCAAAGCCCGACACAGCAGUCGAAGUUCGACGCCUGCCGGAUUUGAAAAGAAAUCGGCUGGGGGAGAUGUCUUUAAUGGGCUGUGUUUUGCUGGCUUGGUGGGCAUGAACGAUCCGCCGCGGAAAGACGUCCACAGGUCAAUCCGGAGGCUGAUGAAUGGCGGCGUCAAAGUCAUCAUGAUCACUGGUGAUGCUGAAACUACUGCUGUCGCGAUCGGCAAAAAGUUGGGCAUGCCCCUCAACCCGUCAUCAUCAGCUCUUUCUUCAGUAUUACGAGGCGAUGAGCUCGAUCGUAUGACAGAACAAGAGCUAUCAGAGGCGAUCGGCAAGACCACCAUCUUUGCGCGAACCAGCCCAGACCAUAAAAUGAAGAUCAUUCGAGCACUUCAAGCACGCGGCGAUGUGGUUGCAAUGACCGGGGACGGAGUCAACGACGCUCCCGCGUUGAAGAAAGCGGACAUUGGCAUUGCAAUGGGCAUGUUGGGAACUGACGUGGCGAAAGAGGCUGCGGAUAUGAUUCUGACCGACGACGACUUUUCGACCAUCCUCCGGGCCAUCGAACAGGGCAAGGGCAUUUUCUUUAACAUCCAGAACUUUAUUACUUUCCAAUUGAGCACGAGUGUGGCUGCGUUGACUCUGGUUUUAUUGAGCACGAUGUUCGGCUUCAAGAAUCCCCUCAACGCGAUGCAGAUCCUCUGGAUUAAUAUCUUGAUGGAUGGUCCUCCUGCUCAAUCUCUUGGAGUUGAGCCAGUGGAUCCUCGUGUGAUGAACCAGCCACCUCGAGCUCGAAACGCGAACGUCCUGACCAAGCGCCUGAUCCGCCGUGUCCUGACCCAAGCCCUCAUCAUUAUGCUUGGUACCAUCAGCAUCUAUAUCCGUGAGAUGGUCGACAUCGACGAUCCCAAUACAACAGAUAGCUCUGGUACACCGCUCCACCACCGAGUGGUGACCAAACGCGAUACCACCAUGACCUUUACGACGUUUGUGCUUUUCGACAUGUUUAAUGCCCUCACGUGUCGCUCGGAGACCAAGUCAGUUUUGUUUGGUGAGAUCAAGGUGUUUGGAAAUAAAAUGUUCAACUAUGCCGUUGCAGGCAGUCUUGCAGGGCAGCUCUGUGUUAUUUAUCUCCCGUUCCUGCAGCGGGUGUUCCAGACCGAGGCUUUGGGGUUGUCGGACCUCAUAUGGCUGGUGUGUAUAACAAGUACUGUUUUCUGGGCCGACGAGCUACGGAAGUGGACCGAAAAGAGACGAGCUUCAGGGUUGGCGCCGAGUGUUGGUUACUCGGCGAGUGUAUAG